AUUUCCAGGAAUUAAAUCAUUUGCAUUCUUAUCUGCAUUUUAUCUUUAGCCACGUAUUUUUUCUAAAGCAAGAGCAUGAGGGUAAGCAAAGCAGAGCUGGUCAUUGCAUCGCGAGUCUGGGUCAGGACCGUCAAACCAGAAAAUGACAAGAUUGCUGGUAUGGCUGUGUAUUUUACCUGGUCUUCUCCUCCUCGCAGAUGUGUGUUCUCCCGGUGGUUCCUUCAACUGUGACGGAUGUAACAACGGGACAGGCUGCUGUCAGCUCAGCCAUAACUACACCGUCUGCGUUAAUGUCUCUGUUGAUGGUAAUGGUACUCUUCUGAGAUGUCGCCACAAUUUUACCAAUGUUAACGUGACGUUCACAUGGUUCAAGGACAAGACAGAAAUCAUCGGCCAGAAAAAGGACACUUUGCCUCUGAAUAAGGAGAAAGAUGGUCAAUACAUGUGCAAUGUGGACAGUUCAUGUGGCAAUUGUACAUCUGCGCCAUUUGUCCAGGCAAGCAAAAAACCCGACUUAAUGAUCGUCUUGGUGAUCUGUGCUAUUUCCGCACUGGUUUUGGUCACUGCAAUGGGACUGAUUAUGAAGUGUAAACUGAAAAGAGAAAACGCUAAAUACAAAGAGAGGAUGAUGCAGAGGGUGCAGGCUGGGCAGAGGGAAGUUCCACUCCCAAUGACAUCCAGAUCAACCUGACGGAGAAACCGCAUUUUAUUCAGAUGUGACAAAUACAGACCUUAUUUCAUAAUUUACUGUAGACAUUGUAGUGUUUGAUAAAGCAAAUAAAAUAUCUUCAAUCUCCACGUUGAAGUCUCACUGUGUAUCAUUAUGGCAUAUCCAAGCCUGCAUUUGGGACAUUUUUACAAAGUAACGCUGUGUCUGCA
Molecule: messenger RNA, 879 nt
Organism: Menidia menidia (Atlantic silverside)
Lineage: Eukaryota; Metazoa; Chordata; Actinopteri; Atheriniformes; Atherinopsidae
Source: the annotation of a GenBank genome assembly